GCUGUGUUGAUUGACAGCUAACUGGGCGCGAAAUAGCCAAUCAGCAACCGUCAAUCUUAAUUGAGCGGCGGGCUCACUAGAGCAUGGUAGUUAUGUUUACAUCGCAUCUCAUUAUUUCCUCGCGGCGAGAAUGUCCGGAGAACAAUAGGCAUUCUGCGCGAUCUGGGGCCAAGGGACAAUUAUGUAGAGGAGCGACUCAACAAACAGUCUAAGCCUAUUACGGAUACUAUGUCAAGAUGUAGCCUGGCUCUGUUUGGUACACCGGAGAAACGGAAAACAAUGAACACGACACAGGAACGCCAUUCUGUAGAUGUAGCUGUUCUAGAUGGCGCAGCUAUAGUCAACAUGCUUCCGCCUCGUAAGUGCAAAACUUUCAAAGAGUAUUCUGAAGCUGUUUUUCUUCCAUAUGUCCUCAACUACAGUGCACUCAAUGUCAAGAGAAUUGAUUUGGUGAGGGAUCGAUACUUUGAGAACAAGCAGGGGACGCGAGAGGCCAGAGGCACAGGCGCCCGGAGGCGCGUUUGCAAUACAGCAGCAAUACCUGCAACCUGGAAGUCGUUUUUGCGACUUGAUGAGAACAAGAAGGUGCUCUUCAAGUUUCUAGAUGCAAGCGUCAAGUCUAUCAGUGUACAGUGUGAUGCGCAAGUAAUCAGCACGGAUGAUAUCGAUGUAGUCAGCCACGCCACAGUCGACAAGGAGGGCCUAGCACCGUCCAACCACAAGGAGGCCGAUACUCGCAUUUUACUGCAUGUGAAACAUGCAUCUGCAAGAGGCAUGAAGAAGGUUCUUAUACGAACUGUAGACACUGAUGUAGUUAUUCUAGCGGUUGCAUUUGCAAGGAAGUUACCGGUGGAGGAGCUGUGGGUUGCCUUUGGUGUUGGUAAACACCUACGCUAUUUGCAAAUACACAGCAUGGUCGACAAUCUGACGACAUCACAAUGCGAAGGCCUGCCGUUUUUCCACGCUCUCACUGGAUGUGACACUGUAUCAUUUUUCUCUAGAAAAGGGAAAAAAUCCGCCUUUCAAGAGUGGAAGUUAUCCUGAGGCUACAGAAGUGUUUUCUUCCCUGUCAACACCACAAGCAGAGAUUACUUAGGAACAACUGAAGGUGCUCGAGCGUUUCGUGAUAAUCAUGUAUAGCCGCACAAGCCCCCAUCAGGAUGUCAACCAGGCACACCAGUCUAUGUUUUCUCAAGGCACUAAGGGCAUCGAAAGUAUCCCACCAACCCAAUCGGCCCUGGAACAACAUGUUAAGAGGGCAGCGUAUCAAGCCGGCCAUGCCUGGGGACGCACGCUAAAACCUAUUCAGGAACUCCCAAGAGCGGGAGAGUGGGGAUGGGAACUCUCGUCAGAUGGGUGGACUCCGACCUGGUCAGCACUGCCAGAGACGUCAAAAGCAUGCACUGAGCUCAUACGAUGUGGAUGGAAGCGUGCAUGCCUGGGACUGUGAAAGUGCACAAAGGCAAACCUGCCUUGCACCGAGCUUUGCGCUUUCAAAGGCAGCUGUUUCAAAGAAUAGAAUAAUUAGGUAUAGAAGGUAUAACAUAGAGAAUAUCUUGAUAUUAGUAUAAGAAACACGUUUUGCCCAAUUCGCCACAAGAAAACAUGACGAAAACCGGGAUUUUCAAUUUUUUUUAAAUUUUCUCGAAUUGGGUACCCUGUGGUUUUAUGUAUAGAACAUAUAGGAAUUUUUAAUCGGCAAAUAAUUUUUGAUCACUUAUUUCUUAUUAUACACCCAAAGAGGAUCACAUGCAAGAAAUUUGGUGCUUUUUUUACUAAUUUGAACAGCUUUACGCUUAUCUUCCAGACUAGACUAAAACACUGUACCAGCUUUAGUUGACGUCAAAUGCCAUAUCAAAUCAUAUAUCCUUGUUUUGAUUGGCUUAAAUACCAUCUACUUGAAUUCCGAUUGGCUUAUAAUUUUAACUUGCACUUAAAUGGUUUUUAUUCUACCGAAAAUCGCCAUGAAAAUGGUAAAUACGUAACUACUUACAAGUUCUAUAAAUUCAGACGUAUUCCUCACGGUAAGUAAGAAUUUAACGACAGAAAUAUGUAGUGGUCUAGUUACUGUAUCAAUGCCACUUAGCUUGUUGGAUUUAUACAUUUGUUUCUAGAGUUUGCUUUGAGAAUUCGUGGUCUAAUCAAACAUUUUGAGCAUAACACAUCCUUUGAUAUUCUUCGUUCUCUCUAUACUUUAUUGACUGCGUUGAUAUUUAAUAAAGGCUGAUAAAUAUCAUCCUGUCAUAUAUUGCUAAAGAAGACCUUUCUUGUCUUUAUAUUCUGUGUAUUUAGUCUUUUCAAAGAUACAGCAACAUGUUUUCAACAUUAUCAUACUUACAUUAACUUUACAAUUAGAAAAGAAUUUUCUCUUCGAAAAUAAAACAACAAAAUGCAUCCCCUACUACCUAUAUUGUUUUUGCUUUUAUAUUGUUUGCAUCUUGUAUACUUUCUAAUGUGUUUAUUUAUUUUUAUUCAAAUAGUUGUGGAAAAUUAGUAAGGAUUAUAAAUGGCAUGAUGAAAAUAUUGUUUUGAAAGAAAAAAAUAAGUAAUUGUUUUCACUUUUAUUUAGGUAAAACCAACCAAGGACUACCUGAGGGCCAUGAUUGAUGCUAAAGGCUGGAAGACAUAAUAAUAGGCAAAUGUCUUAAGAUAAUAUAGUAGGGGUUUUCUUACUUUUAUACAACAGUAUAAAUGUAAUAGUUUUUUUUAGAGCAAGAUACUUGCUCUCAAUGAUAAAUCUGUUAAGAAAACAUUUAUCUAUCAACCUAUAGAUAAUGACGAAUGGGGAAAUGUUAGAAGAGUGUUGUUGCAUUACUGUUAUUUUUUUUAUCAAAGAUAUACUCCCAUUUAUUCCUUUUUUCUCUCUGCUGACUAUUUUUGCAUUUGAUAUUAUUUGCUGUUUCCCUUCUGUACCCUAAAUAAAUUAAAAUAUGUUAGGUUUGAAAUAAGACAUUUUCAUUUAACACUAUCAGUAAUAUCAAGGGUUUUUUUUUUAGAAUUUGCUUCCCAAGUAAAUUUGUUCUUCUCCAUUGCAUUUAAUUUUGGAGUAGCAUUAGCAUGUGUGGAUCCAGGGUUUCUAUAAAACAGCAGGCCACCUUGCUAAAGGGUGGGUGCACCAAAAUGUAAUGCAUGACUGUAAUAUCCUUGGUGAUGGAGUAUUACCAGUAUGUGAUAGACAAAACUUCCAUAUGGCACCUGAAAUGUAUAAUAUAUCAUUCUAUCUUUGGAAUACUGUUUCAUUCAUUAUUUGUUUCUUUGCAAGGGCAAAGCUGGUCAGAAUGUAGCUUUGAUACUAUACUUCUAUAAAGGGAAGGGGUUUUUAUUAGAUCAAGGUACUUAAAUUAUAUAAAGAUGACAACGAACUUGUGCUUUUUCAAUAAUAAAUUUGUAAAGAAAAA
Molecule: messenger RNA, 3398 nt
Organism: Nematostella vectensis (starlet sea anemone)
Lineage: Eukaryota; Metazoa; Cnidaria; Anthozoa; Actiniaria; Edwardsiidae
Exons: 2
Coding region: 229-1044 (271 amino acids)
Source: RefSeq, a predicted model, not a curated record